Dictyostelium discoideum AX4 is the source of this 3093-nucleotide messenger RNA. RefSeq names its product proteasome component region PCI domain-containing protein (gene eIF3s10). The coding region runs from base 1 to 3093 and encodes 1030 amino acids. Lineage: Eukaryota; Evosea; Eumycetozoa; Dictyosteliales; Dictyosteliaceae. The transcript is spliced from 3 exons. The record is from RefSeq and is a predicted model, not a curated record.
AUGUCAACACAACAAGCAUUAGCUCAGGCUAAUGAACAUGCUUUAAGCCAAGCAAAUGAUUUAAUUAAAGUUGGAUCAAAAUUAAGAGCAUUAAGUGUCUUAAGAGAUUUAUUAAGUGAUCGUAGUCAAUGGCAUUCAAGUUUAGAACAAAUUAUGUCAUUAUACGUUUCAUUAUGUGCUGAACAAUUAGAUUAUCAAUCAUUAAGAGAUGGUAUUCAUCAUUUCAAAGUUUCAAUCAUGUCACAAAAGGAAUUCUCAAUUGUACCAUUAGAAAAUAUCUUUAAAGAAAUCAUUACACCAAUUGAACAAAAAGUAGACGAAUUAAAAGAGAAAAUUGAAAAAGAAAAUCAAGAGAAUCCAUUAGUUGAACAAAAUGAAAUCUCACUCAUUGAUCCACAACAAACUCUCUUAUUCUCUUAUAUGAAAUAUUUAUUUGAAGCUUAUAAAGCAAUGAUUGAAGUACUCACUCGUCAAAAUACUAAAUUUGAACAUACUAAAUUUGAUCAUUCUAAAUUUGAUUCAACUUUACUUAAAAUUUCAACUCAAGCAUUAAAUUAUUGUUCAAAAUAUCAAAGAAAACCAGAUUUUAUGGUAUUAACAGAAUUAUUUAGAUCAAGUAUUGAACAAUUAUUUAAAGUACCAUCAUUGGAUACAGUGAAUACUCAUAUUGAAAUUCGUUUCCAUCAAUUGACCGUUGCAAUUUCAUUGGGAUUAUAUUUGAUUGCUUACAAGUCAAUUGAAGAUAUUAAUAUUAUGUUAUUCUCAUUGUUAGUUAAACCAAAGCCAGUAGUUUUAGCAACAUACUAUCAAAAGUUGGCUCAAGUCUAUUGGAUUACCAAUGCUCAUUUAUUACAUGCCUACGCAUUAUAUAAACAUUAUGUUUACAAUAAGAAUUAUAAUAUGAAUUUCACACAAGCCGAUUCUCAAUUAUACUCUUCAGUAUUAUUGGUUGCUGCAUUAUCAUCACCAAUUCAAGAGGUUAAUCAAAAUCAAUCAUUAUUACAAUUUGAUUCACAAUCACAAAGAGCUAUGGGAUUGGCAUCAUUGUUGUCACUCCAAUCCAUUCCAAAACGUGAAACUUUCCUCGUUGACGUUCGUAAGGUUACCAAUGAAGUUUAUCCAGAGUUGGCCGAUCUCGCUUCAAUCUUUGAGAAGAAAACAUCACCAUUGAUGUUUGCCAAGCUUUUAGAGCCAAAGAUUAAAUUCAUCGAAGGUCACGCACAACUCUCUCAAUACUUAAAACCAUUCCUUCGUGUAGUUUUCACAAAGAUCGCUCUUCAAGUUAGCAAAGUCUACGAAGUUAUCAAGAUUGAAGAAUUCAUUAAAUUGGUACCAUUCUAUACAAAGACUCAAAUUGAACUCUACCUUUUGGAAUCAAUAAAGAGAAAGUUAAUCGGUGCUAGAAUCGAUCAUAAGAAUGGUGUAAUUCGUUUCGGUCACUACGACUUUGACUCUGCCAAAAUCUCUGAUCAAUUAUCAAACUUGGCCACUGGUGUUGGUAAAGCUUUGAAUAUGAUUGAACCAGAAAAGAAACAACAACAACAUGAUAAACUCAAGAAAGAGGUCUACGUCAAGAUCAUCAAUUCACUCCAAGAUGAACAUCGUCGUAUUCUCGCUCGUAAGGAAAUCAUUGAAAAGAAGAAAAUCUACAUGGAACAACAAGAUCGUAUCAAGAAACAAAAAGAACAUGAAGAACUUCAAAAGAAAAUCCAAGAGAAAGUCGCUCGUGAUCAACAACGUCUCAAAGAGGAUAUGGAACGUCGUGAAAAAGAACAAGCCGAAGAGGAAUCACAACAAAAUCAACUCGAUCAAACCAUCAAUGCCAUCGAUAAAGCCAAGGUUGAAAUGAAAGCCAAGAUCGCUAAAAUCGCCAAACAAUUGUACAUUCUCGAACGUGCCUACCGUGAAGAGGAAUUACCAGUCGUUGAAAGCCUCCAAAAAACUAAAGCCGUCGAAGAUAAGCAAUACUUUGAAUCAACUCAAGCCGAAUUCCUUAAACUCCAUCGUGAAGUUCAUGACCGUAAUGUCACCGAAAAAGCUCGUCUCAACAGAAUCGUACCAGAAUAUCAAAAAUUCACUCAAGCCGUCAUCGAAGAGAGAAAGAAACAAUUACCAGCCCUUCAAAAGGAGCAAGAAAAGAGAUUCCAAGAGUUCCUCAUUCAACAAGAACAAGAUGUCCAAGAGAGAAAGGCAAAGAGAGAGAAAGCUCGUAUCGCCGCUGCCCAAGAAAAAGCUAGAAAGGAAGAACAAGAAAGAGAAAGACUCGAACAAGAACAUUUGGAACAAGAACGUUUGGAAGAAGAGAGAAAGAAUGCUCCAUACGUUCCACCAUCUUCAAGAAGAACUUUCAGAGACGACGAUGAUGAACGUGAAGAAAGUGGUAGAUGGGGUGGUAGACGUGGUGGUGAUGAUUUCGGUAGAUCCAAAGCUGAUGAAGGUGAUCGUUGGGGUAGACGUGAAGAUGCUCCACCACCAAGACGUGACGAAGGUGGUGAUCGUUGGGGUAGACGUGAAGAUGCUCCACCACCAAGACGUGAUGAAGGUGGUGACAGAUGGGGUAAACGUGAAGAUGCUCCACCACCAAGACGUGACGAAGGUGGUUGGGGUAGACGUGAUGAUGCUCCACCACCAAGACGUGACGAAGGUGGCGAUAGAUGGGGUAGACGUGAUGAUGCUCCACCAAGACGUGAUGAUGCUCCACCACCAAGACGUGAUGAUGCUCCACCACCAAGACGUGAUGAAGGUGGUGAUCGUUGGGGUAGACGUGAUGAUGCUCCACCAAGAAGAGAUGGAGGUGGUAGUGGUGGUUUCGGUGGUAGACGUGAUGAUGCCCCACCAAGACGUGACGAAGGUGGUGAUCGUUGGGGUAGACGUGAAGAUGCUCCACCACCAAGACGUGACGAAGGUGGUGAUCGUUGGGGUAGACGUGAUGAUGCUCCACCAAGAAGAGACGGUGGUGGUGGUAGUGGUUUUGGUAGAAAUCAAGGAGCCCAAGGUGAUCAAAACGAUAGCUGGAGAUCCGAUAACAAAAAAGAAGAAAACAAAAAAGAUGCUGAUGGUUGGCAAACAGUUGGUGCCAAAAAGAGAUAUUAA